Molecule: messenger RNA, 1389 nt
Organism: Parasteatoda tepidariorum (common house spider)
Lineage: Eukaryota; Metazoa; Arthropoda; Arachnida; Araneae; Theridiidae
Molecular function (GO): acyltransferase activity, transferring groups other than amino-acyl groups
Source: RefSeq, a predicted model, not a curated record
UACCAUAUUCUGGUAGUUCUUGCCAUAUUUUUUUCAGUGCAUUGUGACAUUUUUCUAAACGUAUAAUAAUUGAAGUGUGUUAGAAGAAAAACUGUAAAUAAGGAAAGGACAUGGUUUGAUUUGUCUUAAAAUGGUCAUAAAUAUGUUUUGACAACAAUCCUAUUAAACUAUAAACCACUAACUUCUUUCUACUAACUUGGAGAAAUUAUCUGGCGUUCAAGCGUUUGCGUAAAGGUUAUAUAGCGUUACUUUUCAAAAAUAACACAGAGUCCUUAUGAACUUACUUAAUGCUUCUUACAGAUCAAUAUUUCAUAUUAAUUUUUCUGAAACGUGAAUUUGCAGAAUUUGUUUCCUGAAACUUCUUUCACACUGUGCAAAAAUUGAUCAAAUUCAUUUAAAUAAUGAAUUAUUUAAAAUUUCAGAACGAGGAAAAAGCUGACAACGGGCCGAUUAAAUGUAAUAUAAGAAAUAUGAAAGAAGAAGAGAUACCUCAAGUUAUGGAUAUUUAUAAAGAAGCUGGGUGGCAUACAGGACAUGAUAGCGUCAAAAAAUGGUGUAAACUAGACUCAAAUGGAUUUAAAGUAGCAGUAACAGAUGAUGGAGAAGUGAUAGGCGUUUGUGGUGCUGUACGACUUUAUGACGAUCUACAUUAUUUUGGAUUUUACGUUGUCAGGAAAAUUUACAGAGGCAAAGACAUCGGAUUGAAAAUCUGGAAUGCAUGCAAAGAGCACAUUGGAAACAGAAAUGUUGGUGCGAAUUCCGUUAAGGAGAAAAUAAGUUUAUAUCAGACAAAAGAAAAAUUUUUGGUCCAAGAAGAAAAACUUCUUAUUCAGGAGAACGAUACUCUGGAAGACAUAAUCACCCCUGAUAAAUUAAUUGAUGCAGUUCCUGAAGAUAUCAUACUUGAAACUUACAAAGAAGCUCAUCUACCCUCUAUGUAUCAAUACGACUUUAAAGUAUGUGGUUUUAAUCGAGAGUUGCUAUUGAAACUAAACUGCGAAGAGAAAGAAACCAAGACUAUUGUGGCACUUAAAAAUGAAGAAUGUGUUGGGUUUGGUACAAUAAAACGAGGUUGUCAGGGCAUUCCAUUAGUUAGUCCAUUAUAUGCUGAUGACCCAAAUGUUGCUGAGGCAAUGUUAAAACAGUUAAUGUUGUCCUAUCCCAUGAAGAAAGGAUUUUAUAUGGCAACUUUGUUUCACAACAAGGAGGCCAACGACAUGAUUAAAAAGAUAGGUUGCCCAGCAACUAAUAAACUGACAAGCCUCUACAAAAGAAAAGUAUCCGUUACUUUUUCACCACAAAAAGUAUAUGGAGUAUUUGAUAUCGAUUUAUCUCCUUUGUAACCUUUAUCAAAGUGACAUAAAUAAUAAAGAUCUUUCUAGAUUCUGA